GUUACGGAAGAGGGCAGAAGGCGAUACGCUCGCCUGUGCCUCCCAUGGCCCACCGCAGCAGCUCUCAUGCGGGAAAAGGGCUGCGCCAUGUUGCGAGAAAUCAAACUUUUGCUACAAAACUACCAACACCACAGAUGCAAAUCUCGAGGAGAUUCUAGGCGCUCCAUGUCUCUGCUUAUCCAAAUCUCUGUCUCGGUUUCAGUCCCGUUAGAUCGCAACUUCCUGGAGGAACAGCCCUGGAGACGUGAUCGGCCGCCCUACACCGUUCAGGUCUAGACUUCCCGCCUAGACCCUCUUCCACGCCCGCUAAACUCAUCACCCACGAGUGCUGCCUUCAGCUCAUCCUACCCGCACCGAAGCACGGUUGGACAAUCUGUUGUUCGCCAUAACAAUUUCGCCACUAUGUCAAGCUACAAUGAAUACGAUCGACUCAUUCAUCAGAUGCAAUCUUUUCGCGCAUCUGAUGAGGCCAGAGAGCAGUUUGUUACCGAAAUUCUAGCAAAGUAUCGGGAAUUGUCCGAAGAGCACGCCAACUUGAAGAAUGACUAUUUGAGUGAAAGAGAUAUCAGGAGGAAUUAUCAAAGGACUGUGGAUGAGAAGCAGGCUUUGGUGGGAGAUUACACACGUCAGCUGGAAGCAAGUUCAUUUGUGUUGGCACUAAUCGAUGGGGAUGGAGCUAUCUUUCAAGAUGCGUUACUCCAAGCCGCUGGUGGUGAUGGAGGUUCAGAAGCUGCGUCCCGUUUGUAUCAUGCAAUUCGCGACCAUGUUGCUUCGUUGUACAACAGCUCGGGCAGCUGGCCGGUUAUGGUUCAGGUCUAUCUAAGUCUCGAUAAGCUCGCGCAGAAGUUGGCGUCGGUCGGCCUUCUUCGAUCUCCUCAGGAUCUACGAGCUUUUGCGCAACGCUUCAGCGUCAAUCAGCCCUUAUUUAGUAUUAUCGACGUCGGUCACGGAAAGGAAAGAGCCGAUCACAAGAUUAAAGAAAUGCUUCGUACCUUUAGCGACAAUCCCACUUGCCGUCAUAUCGUCUUCGGUGGUUGCCAUGACGCAGGAUACUUACUAAACCUCGAACACUUCAAGCACGAUACCGCCAAAUCCAGUCGCAUCACACUCCUGGAGACUACACCUGCGUACCGCGGCUUCACGGAUUUAGCCAACUUCAAGCGCGCUCGUUUCGACGACGUCUUCAAGAGCGAGCCUCUGCCUGACUACCAACCUCCAGUGAACGGGUUCGGCCAAUUGGCUGUACAGUCGCCGGUACAGGCCGUAGUACAACCACUCCCACGUUCCGUCACAAACAACACCAACACAUCAUCACCUACAUUCACUCCGAGAGCCUCAGUCGCGUCUCCAUCACCUAGCGUAACUCCUAUCUCAGCUGCCGCACCUGGCGAGUCGAAUGGUGACUCUUCCUGGGCCACCGUUGGUAAAGCCGGUGCUCCUGAAAACGGCAGCAUUUCUAUCGCACCUACUACGGCCGCUACUAAGAAAAACAUUAAGAAGAAAUACGCUUAUUACAACAAAGCUGGUCAGAGAUUGGAUGAGCCAUUGCCAUCGAAAGAUCCUGCUGCCGCAGCUUCGCUCGAAGCACGCAUGAAGAAAGUCGGCAAGAAGAUGUGCAAUCAUUGGCAUCUUGGUGGCUACUGCGAGAAUGGAAAAUUCUGCAACUUCCAACACGAGCCGAAGCUUACACCCGCCGAGCUGAAUGCCUUGCGCUAUAAGACACGUAGUCUGGCUUGCAAGAACAAAGGCUGCGAGAACAUUGACUGUUAUUUGGGUCACCAAUGCGCUCUUGAGCGCGACCAUGGAUACUGUUCGUUCCCAGAAAACUGCCAUCUCCGUGCUACGCAUGGUAUGGACAAGGUCAAAUACGUCAGGUACGACAAGGACGACAAUGCAGAUUAUGCUCCUUAGUUAAGUGAGAUGGACAAGUAUGAUGGAUCAAGGUAUCAGUUCACCUUGAAUUCAUCUCGGCCAUGGAGGUCUCGGUACGGCCAUGUUGUCUAGAUAGUAUAAAAUUGGUAAUCAUUUCUCGCCUUCA
Alternaria rosae is the source of this 2038-nucleotide messenger RNA. RefSeq lists its product as uncharacterized. The transcript is spliced from 9 exons. Gene Ontology annotation, molecular function: metal ion binding. NCBI's taxonomy places the organism in Eukaryota, Fungi, Ascomycota, Dothideomycetes, Pleosporales, Pleosporaceae. Bases 403 to 1911 code for a protein of 502 amino acids. The record is from RefSeq and is a predicted model, not a curated record.